This is a messenger RNA of Manduca sexta (tobacco hornworm), 2525 nucleotides long. RefSeq lists its product as uncharacterized. The record is from RefSeq and is a predicted model, not a curated record. The annotation marks the transcript as partial. NCBI's taxonomy places the organism in Eukaryota, Metazoa, Arthropoda, Insecta, Lepidoptera, Sphingidae. The transcript is spliced from 10 exons.
CACACAGCUGACUGUCAAAAACAUCGUUCCAUAUCGCAAAUUUAUUUUUAUUUAUUCAGCAUAAAUGUAUGUUUUCUCUCGCGCUGGCACUAUACAAUUUGGGACUUUCUCUCGCUCUUAUUGAUUAAUUGGUUUUGAUUGCUUGUUUAUGUCAAAAGCGUAAAACACGAAAAACACAACAAAGAAACUAUUUUCAGUGUGAAUAAACACGUAAUUAAUAGAGCCUAAUAAUUUUGAUGGUAUAAUAACAAGGUUUAACAAUAAUGGCUACUUUAGUUAAAGAGAAACGUAAAGAGAAGAAAAAGUCCAAGGAUAAACGUUCUAGAACGGAAAUAGUUGAUGAUACUCCAGAAAUUCCCAGUAUUAGUAAAGAGUCCACACUAGAGGAAAAUAUUUCUACACUGAAAAGUGAAGAACAAAUUUUGGAGUCCAAAGUGGAGGUUGCAGACACGCCGAGUAAAUUUGUUUCGAAGGCAAAAAAAUUAAAAGUUCAUAUUGAAAACGAAUCUGAAGCAUCCGAGGUAUUAAUGUGUUCUUCAGACAUCUCUAAUAUAGAAAAAGUGAACAAAUUCUUGAUAACGAGUCUGAUGUUCAAAAUAUUGAUAAAGGAGUAUCAACAACUACUGAUUUAGAAAUUGGCUAUAAAAACAUGACUAGUAAACUAAAAAGUAUGGCCAUAUCUCAGAUAACAGAAGUGAGUGAGGAAAGAAAGAAGGAAUUAGAAGAUCCUGAUGCCUAUUUGAAACACCCUGAAAACACAAAUACUCAAAAAAGUAAAGAAACAAGUUCAGAAUUACUUGAAAUAGGAACACCAGCUGUGGAUACUAAAACGUCAGAAAGCUUAGAAGAUGUGCAGCCAUCAGCCCCAGUGCUAGAAGAAGUGCCACAGGUAAAAGAAACGCCACAGGUUAUAUGUGAAAUAGAAGUUGCCCAACCCGUUGAGCCUAAAACGCAAUGUAUGUCAAUACAAGAUGCUGUAAGGUUGUUUGGAGGGAAAGAGAUAGCAGAAAUGCAAGCAAUGAGUGAAAGAGAAGAGGCUUUAGUGGAAAAUGGACCUGUCAUCGGACCUGACCAUCCUCUGGUGGAUUUAUUGUCUACAUUCAGAUCAUCACUAAUAGCAGUGGAACGCGAGCGCAACGAACUAACUGUCAAAGUGAAAGAUGAAGAGAAGAGUCGAAAUGCCCUGUGGAAAAUAGAAAAGCGCAACAUAAACAUAUCAGAGCCGUGUCUGUGCGGUGCCAGUGUAUACAUCAAAGCUAUCUAUGAGCAUGCUGAGCUGUUGAAAGAAAAGCUACCUGUAGCUAAGAUGAGACUGGAGUCGCUGUUGAGGGAUGUGCAGGAUUCUUACUGCCAUCAUCAGCAUGCAGCCUUGUUGGCACACCCUGUCAGGAUAGAAGAACUAAUAUCAGAAACGAUACGCGGCAGUAAAGCGGAGAUUCGCAACGCACUCUCGUUGAUUUUGCAAGCAUUGCGUCUGAGUGACACUGCACCCGCGUCGCUCGCCAGCGCGCUGCAGCGGUGGGCGUGCGCGCUAGCUGGCGCACUACUAGAUGCUAGUGACGUGAGACAGCUGUUGUUCCUGAUACAUCAUUUGUUCCGACAAUCCCAUUCAGUUAAAUGGGCGUCGAGAUACAUUCGUCUGAACGUUGAAGACAGCGGGGAGGCCGCUCGAGUAAUCGCGUUGUUGGAGAUCUUGCUGGCGAGACCAAAGCCUCAGUUGGACACUGCGGUCGAGUGUACAGAGGAAACGGAGGAAGUAUGGGAAGAAGUGGAUAAACACGGCAGCGGUGGUGCGGUGAGUGACGGCACUCUUCGCGAGCGCGACCUACUCGCGUUGUUGUACGCGUUCCCGCUGAGGGACCUGGUGUCGAGGCUGCUACUCUUCACUCAUGUGUCAGGCGCAGGCGGAGUCGUGGGGCGGGUGCGCGGGCGCGCGCGAGUGGUGCGCGCGUGUUGCGGUGUGCGCGUGCUGCUGCUCGCGCUGAGCCGCGCCGCGCUCGCGCACGCGCGGUACGCUCGCCUGCAACAAGCGCUGCGCACGCUGGCCAACGCAGCGCUGCACGCGCUGGCGGGUCUGCAUCACUGCUCACGAGAAUUCUAUACUGAAGAACUAAAAGGCAAGAUCAUAGCGGAGUUAGAAGCGUGUUUCACUGCUGGCUUCCUGUUGUUCGGGACCGAGGAACUGGACUCGCUACCGGCCUCGCUCCUGGCUGAUGACACCGCUAUGGAUUACUGCGUCACACUGGGCCUGGCUUUACAUGAUAAAUCUCCGCGACAUGUGGAGUCGUUGUCAAUAGAUCUCCCGGUGGGGUCGUGCGAGAUGCGCGUGCGCAUGGUUGCACAGGCGGCGAUAGAUCGCGCCUAUGACCACCAGCUAGCCAGGACCGUGUUAGAUUUUCUAUUUACGACGUGCCUCAAAAGCAAGUCGUCCCAGUGCAAGAGCGGGUGUGUGACGUCAGCGCGCGAGCCUGCCGCGGCCUGCUACCUCUACAUCGCGCUGCACACGCUCGCCGACCUGCACCACA